AUGUAGGAUAGAUUUAAUUUAUAAGGAAUAAUAGAAAAGUAUUUAACUAAUAAUGAUUGUGAUGGCAUGAUUAUUGAUGAUAAAAUCCAAAAGAUCUUAACAUCAAAUGAUUUCUAAAGAGCAAGUGACAGAUAAAAAUUAUCCCUAUCUGAGUUUAAUGAGUAAAGCAAUAAGAGCAAUGUUACAAGUUAAUCUAAGCCAAAAAAGAGAAGAGUUGUAAAAUUGAAAAAUCAAUUGUUGUCUUCUCAUGUAAGUCCAGACAUACAGAAACUAUAUUAUCAAUCCUAGAAAAUUGAGACAGAAUAAUAAAGAGGAGGAGAAAAGAUAAUCAAUGAGGAGCAGAGGCAGAUUACAUUACCUUAGCUGCAAAAGAAGGAGUAAGCGAUAUCAGAACAGUCAUCUAAGACCAAUCUGAAUGAUCUUAUUAUGAGUAUCCAAGAGAUAUUCCCACCUGAUCAUUAACUUUGGAGGGAUCUCUAAGUUGGUGAUUAAAGUAUCGAGGAUGUAAUUGUAUAGAAUCAAGAUUACUUUUCAGAUUUAUUAAUAUUGUAUAUGUAGGAGAUGCAGAUUCAAUCCUUGAAGAACAAGAAACUUGGAUGUAAAGGUAAAUACAGUACAUAAUACACUGAUGAUUACAAUGAUAAAUAUAUGAAAGAUUCAACUUACAUUAACCGAUGGAUUUAUGAGAAAGCAAAACAAUCGGUUUCAUUUUUGUAGAAUUCAAGCACAUAUAAUUAACAUUUUGUACCUCAAAAAUUCGAGAAAUCAGACAAUUUUAAGCCUGAUCAUUUACCUAAUCAGAAUACAAUGUCAUGUUUGUCAUCCUACACAGCCAAUUAUAGAGAUUGGAAAAAGUAAUAUCAUGGUAUCAUUGGACCAUUCUAUGUAAAAAGUGAUAAGAAGUUACCAUUUAUUGCUGAGACUAAUUAUUCUCGUAAUUUUGUGACUCAGAAAUAUGAAAAACUAGAUCCUAUUAUCCCUAAACCUCUAGGACCAUUUCCAGUCGAAUCUCAAUCUUUGGUUCGUCAAACUACUCAUAAGGCUCAAUUCUCGUUGCCAUAGAAAUUAAUAGAGAAUUAAUCAUUGACUAGUCCUCGAAAUGUAGAAUUAAAAGGUUUUGAUGGAUAUCAACCUCACUUCAAUAAACAAUAGUAAUCACCAUAAGUGAUGAAUUCGUUUGCUGAUCGAUUCUUCCAUUCUUCAGUUGUAUAGUAAUUGAUGAAAAAGAAUCAGAAACAAAUUAUCAAUUGA
Messenger RNA from Paramecium tetraurelia, 1251 nucleotides. RefSeq lists its product as uncharacterized. The record is from RefSeq and is a predicted model, not a curated record. Lineage: Eukaryota; Ciliophora; Oligohymenophorea; Peniculida; Parameciidae. The transcript is spliced from 5 exons.